UAUUUCAUCAUUUUCAUCAACAAUUUCAUCAUUUUCAUCAAUAAUUUUAACCAUGGAUGACAUUACCGAAGAAUUGCCGCCCGUUCCAUCAGAAUUUACAAAUGAAUAUGUUUACGAGGUUUUUAACAUUUUGAAAAAGAAAAAUAGUUCUCCAAUUGAUAAACUAAGUAAUUAUUUGAGCAGAUCAUUAGAAACACUGUAUGAAAAUGUAGCUUUAACAGCAUUAAAAACCAAAUUAUACCGUCUAAUAACGGAUGUGAAACGUAAAGGAGGAAAGGGGAGGAAGGUGCUUUUACAAAAACCCUUUGUUAUACCUUUACAUGUAGUAAAGACAACAUCUGAUUUUGCAGAUCAUAUAAAAACAAAAGUAGAAAAAAACUUAAUCCGUGAUUUGUCUUUUCAACUAAACGAAGCUAAUGAUGACAGGGUAAAAAAAAACUUUAAUAUUGAUAAAUUAAGGAAGGAAAAAAAGGCGUUACAGAGAAAGGUUAGAUCUGAAAAGAUAAAGACAAAAAAAACAAAAGAUAAGAGUCAAAAUAAUCAAGCAUCAAAUCUUUUUCAAAUAAAAAGACAGCUUAGUAUCCGGAAUUUUGAUAUGAAACGUCAAAUUGAAAGAAUGGAAAGGGAACUUAAAGAGAAAGAAAAUGUGAUUCAAUUUAUGAAUAAUGAACAGAAAAUAAAGGACACAGAUUUUCCAAAGUCAAUGCAUGCUGCAAAAGAAAAGUUAGAACAAUUAGAACAAUCAGUUAACACAUUAAAAGCAAAAAACAAAGAUCUAGAGGAGGAGAAUGAUUAUGUAAGAAAUUUGAUACAGGACAAUAACUUGCUAGAACUAUAUGACGAAACAUCAAAUCAGUUUACUGCCGACACUAUAGAGUGUGUGAUGAACCUUCAAAAUAAUAACAUUUCUGCAUCAAAAAUAGGGGAAGUCAUAAGAACAGUGUGUUCUUUAUGUAAAAGACAACCGAAUAGGGUACCCUCAGCCACCACUGUGAACAGAAUCAGUGAUAUGAAACUAUCUAUAGCUACAAAGCAGGUAGAAGACCUGUCAAAGAAAAGUAAUUUAACACUUUAUUCUGAUGAAACAUCAAAGUUCGGAAAAUCAUUUGAAGUGUUUGCUGUAACAGAUGAGGACAAGCACAGUUAUUUGUUAGGUUUACGUGAAAUGAGUUGUAAAAGCUCUGAAACUGUAUUGGAAACUUUCAAAGAUAUAUUACAGGAUUUCAAUGAAUUAUGUGACGGAAACGAUGUUGGUUUUAAGGUUCUUACUGGUAUUAAAAAUACCAUGUCAGACCGGGCUAGCACUGAAAAAAAGUUUCAAAAUUUACUUGAGAAUUAUCGAACAACCAUAUUGACAACAAUUAUUGAUGGUUGGCCAAUGUUAACAGAAGAAGAAAGGGCUGCGUCGUCUCGAAUGAAUAAUUUCUUUUGCUCUUUGCAUCUUUUAGUAAAUUUUGCAACCGUUUGUGGAGAGGGUCUUAAAAAAUUUGAAUCAUUAUAUUUAAAAGAUCAUCCUAUCCAAACUGAUGAUGAAAGUGAAAUUGAAAGUGUUACUGAAAGUGGUACAAUUCGACUUCUUCGAACUUCAGCGAAGUCGUUCAGUAGAGGUGUUGAUGAAAAAAAUGGUGUGUAUAAACAGUUUAAUACAUAUUUACUAAUGAAAAAAGAAGAUCAUGUCAAAUUUAUUCGCUUCACACAUAACAGAUUUAAUGUGUUCUUUUUACUUGGACAUGUCACUUACUUUCACAGGGAAAAUAUUAAACACUUCCUUCAUUCUUUUCAAGGAUGUACAAAUAGACUCCUUAGUUCAGUUUAUCAAGACAUUUGUAAUCCACUCCUUGUUGCUGGUAGUCGCGCUUUGGGAAUAAUUUCCAAGAUUAUAACGGGCCCUUUAUGGCGAAAUAUUGAAUGCAAAACCCAUAUUUUGGACAUAAAUGAUACAUUGACAGGAUUGCGUUCAUUUUUAGCAGAAGCAAAGGACGAUUGUUCAGAGGUUGUAACUGGUAAACAUGUCCCAUUUCCAGAAGAAAGCUGUAAAAUUGAAAAUGACAUUGUAAUGGCAGAACUUUUUAAACCAGAUGAAACAGAUGUUAUGACAAUACAGGUACUACAGGCGUUGUUCUCAUGCAUGUUAAAUCUACUGGACAGACAAGCAGCAGAUCAUUUACCAGGUGGAAAAUAUUUCUCAAAGCCAACAGAUAUAUCUGCAGAAAGUAAAAGUGUUUUAAAACACAAUAAAUUACCUGAAUUUUUUUUUGGUCAGUUGGACUUUUUGUUGAGGUACAGGCCGAAUGCUUCUCUUUUAUGUAAUGAAGCUUAUUUACUUUAUUCACAUAACAAGACGGAUGAAUGGCUUCAAAGUCUAGAUGAUGUUAUGAGGAUUCAGCUAAUAAAUGAUAGUAGAAAGGAAGGUAAAAACAUACGUCUUAAGUUCAAAGAGAGAUUAAAGACAAUUGAAGAAAAAAGAUUGGCGACAUUAAAACUUAAGGAAAAGGAAAUCUCUGAAAAAAAGAAACGUGUUCUAAAGAAGAAGGAAACUUUCACCAAUGAUAUACUCUUUUUUGGGCUAUGGCAGAGUAGGGAAGAUAUUAAAUUAAAACUUGAGGAAAUACCCAGUAAUGCUGAAAAGAAGAAAGCACUAAAAUCACAGCUUAAUUUUAGGAAAAAUGUGUUGCUUCAAAAAUCUGACAAAUCCUAUUUUUUAUUUUCAAGUAAGAAAAUACAAAAAACAAUACCUGAAUUAACAGAACAACUUUGCAAACUUGUUGAUGAGUCAAAGUCAGUUGCAACAGUUGAAAGUACUAGUUCCUCGCAAGUUUCACUUCUUGUCGGAAAAACAAUAAGGCACAAAUUUGCAGAAGGAACAUUUAUUGGUAACGUUAUUUCUGUGGUACCUGGUUUUGGAAAAUGGUACAAUGUCACGUAUGAUGGUGACCCAGCAGUCUAUGUGUAUCAACUACAAGAGGACUAUGCUGAUGGAAAUAUUGAGAUAGUUGUCCGAUGGUAUACAGCGCAUGCUGUUACAGUUGUUACUUUUCAGUUCAAUUGAAAGUACACAUGUUCUGUUUUUAUUUCACACUGCAUUAGGCACAAACUAUUUGAUUUUCUAGGUAAAAAAAUAAAAUAGCCUAGGCCUCAUUUUUAGUGCUAUUUUAGAAAUAUAUUGUCAAAACAUUUGGCCUUAUCAGAUGUGGCUUGUACCACAGAAGCAUAUAUGCUAGCCUAAAUUUUAAUGUAAAUUAUUUUUAAAAUGACAAUUUUCCCAGAAUAGCACUUUUUAUUAAGAGAUCACCACAGGUUAGAAAUAAUUUAUAAAAGACAACUCUUGUAAAAAUGAGGUACUCAAACUUUCGAAAAUAGUGAAUGGAUUCAUAAUAGUUAUCUGUCUGUGAAGAUCUCUAAAUUUGUUUGUUGAAAUUACAAUUUAUUCUGAUAAGGUGGUACCUUACACUUACAAAAAAUAUAUAUCUCUGGUGAAAACUCAUAUUUUUUAUUAGGUGUUGCAUUGCAUAUAUUAAUAGUACUUUUUUUUUUUUAAUUAAAUAUGCACACAAACCAUUAGAGAGAGUAUGUUUCUUUGUUGUAAGAUACCACCUUAGUUGUUAUGUUAAUACUGGAAUUGAUAUUGAGCAAGUCAGUUUAACUCAAGUUUGUCAACAAUAUUUUGCCAAGUCAUUUAUUUCAUGUACAAUAUAAAACAAGAAGACUUAGUUGCCAUAACAUUUUUAGUAGAAUGAAAGAUUUGUAAGCAAUUUUCUAGAUAAAUUUUAAAGGUCAAUUUCUAUUUAUUUUAUAUAUUGGUAAAUUAUUUUAGUUAAAAUUUGUAUUAUGUACAAUAAUUUGUGCUGGUAGUUAUAUGAUGAUGAUGCAAAUCUAGACAAUUUAAUAUUAUU
Messenger RNA from Mytilus trossulus (common blue mussel), 3893 nucleotides. RefSeq lists its product as uncharacterized. Lineage: Eukaryota; Metazoa; Mollusca; Bivalvia; Mytilida; Mytilidae. Gene Ontology annotation, molecular function: 3'-5'-RNA exonuclease activity. The transcript has a single exon. The record is from RefSeq and is a predicted model, not a curated record. Bases 53 to 3049 code for a protein of 998 amino acids. Gene Ontology annotation, biological process: gamete generation.